Messenger RNA from Aspergillus homomorphus CBS 101889, 525 nucleotides. RefSeq lists its product as uncharacterized. The coding region runs from base 1 to 525 and encodes 174 amino acids. The transcript has 2 exons. The record is from RefSeq and is a predicted model, not a curated record. Lineage: Eukaryota; Fungi; Ascomycota; Eurotiomycetes; Eurotiales; Aspergillaceae.
AUGAGUGAACGUGCCUCAGAGCCCCCGGGCUUUCCUGCACUGAAGGUGCGGGGCACCAUGAAUAAGCUGGUAGGAGAGGUCUAUCUCAUUGGCACCAAUGGCUACGAGCUGGUCCGCCAAAUUGGUGAAGACCUGGAUAUGGAUUUGAACCUGCGAUGGAGCGUCUUUGAAGCGAAGAAAAUUUCUAACAGGCUUAAGGUUAUCGUCAAGUCCUUUAUUGAACUGCACCCCGCUUUCGCCUGUCUGCAGCCAAACCGAGGCAUUUAUCGCGGACUAGAACGCACAGCCAUCGAAAGAGAGAUCCGAGCUCUCAGGGAAUGUAGCGAUGUGAAGGGCGUCCCUCAUUUUCUUGAGCGCAGCAGCAGAGAGGUGGCACAGGACCAGCGAUUCGAAUAUCCCGGGGGCGAACUAGAUGUUGUAGUUAUGACUCGGCUACCAGGCUAUCCGUUGAACUUUUAUUACGGCCAGCUUGAUACGUGGGAGGUGGAACAUAUUCGAACCCAAGUCUUAACAAUUGUCAGGUAA